This is a messenger RNA of Chrysoperla carnea, 798 nucleotides long. RefSeq lists its product as uncharacterized. Lineage: Eukaryota; Metazoa; Arthropoda; Insecta; Neuroptera; Chrysopidae. Bases 1 to 798 code for a protein of 265 amino acids. The record is from RefSeq and is a predicted model, not a curated record. The transcript has 4 exons.
AUGUAUGGAAAACUUAAUAAUCCACAUAAAUUGCAUAAGGAAAUUAAGAGCAUAUGGCAAGAAUAUGUUGAACACACCUUCAAAGAUCAAACGCGUCAUGCUUUGCUGGCGGAAAAUACCACUAACUCUCCAUAUCUACCAAUAUUGUUAGAAGAAGUUGAAAAAGCAGUUGAAGAACUUGGAGUGCGUAAAGCCUGUGGAGAAGAAGGAGUUUUUGGUGAAUAUUUAAAGUGUUUGGAUUCAAGUAGCAUACGUGAACUUCAAAAUUUAUGUAAUGAAAUGUAUCAGACAGAAGAUGUUCCUAAAAUACUACUUGAAUCAAACUUUAUUUUAUUGCCAAAGAAAAUUAACGCUAACGAAUGUUCGGACUACAGAACUAUCACUCAAGUUACAACUGGGUGUGGCAACACUAAGAAUAUCAGAAUUGAAAAAGGUGUUCGCCAGGGAUGUGUUCUUUCUCCAAUAUUUUUCAAUGUUUAUGCCGAGUACAUCAUCAACGAGGCUAUAGAAAAAUUGGAUAUUGGUGUUAAAUUUAACGGAGUUCGAGUGAAUAAUCUGAGAUACGCAGACGACACAGUAUUAUUGAGUUCUAGUGAAGUAGAAUUGCAAACUCUCAUUUCCAAGGUGGCUGCAGUUAGCGAACAGCAUGGCUUAAAACUUAACAUUAAAAAAACAUCGUGUAUGGUAUUUAGUAAAGAUCCUAUGCAGCUUAACGCUGGAGUUCAAGAGGAAGAAAAAGAACAACAUGGCUUUCUACAAUUAAAAGAUUCACAAAUAUCACCAACAUUUAUGAAUUAA